Molecule: messenger RNA, 603 nt
Organism: Lodderomyces pseudojiufengensis
Lineage: Eukaryota; Fungi; Ascomycota; Pichiomycetes; Serinales; Debaryomycetaceae
Gene: CAP4
Product: Cap4p
Exons: 1
Coding region: 1-603 (200 amino acids)
Cellular component (GO): RNA polymerase II transcription regulator complex
Molecular function (GO): transcription cis-regulatory region binding; DNA-binding transcription activator activity, RNA polymerase II-specific
Source: RefSeq, a predicted model, not a curated record
AUGAUAUAUACUAAAGAAGAAAAUAUACAUGAUAAAGAAGGUAUGAAUUAUUCUAGUUGGCAAAAUAGUAAAGAUGAUAUUCAUCAACAACAUCAUCAACAACCACAGCAACAACAACAGCAUCAAAAUCAACAACGGAACCAACAUGUACAGAAUCUAGCUUUCAGAGCGGGACAACAACAACAACAACAAACAGUAAAUGAUAAAUCCUCAAUAUUAGAUACAAAUUCACCAAUAGAUGCUUCAAAUACUGAUCCUGCAUUAACUUCAACUAUAUCUUCAUCUACAUCUUCAUCAACAUCAACAAAAUAUAAUCCAAAACCAAUAUCAGUAACAAAAAGAGCAGAACAAAAUCGUAAUGCUCAAAGAGCAUUUAGACAAAGAAGAGAAAAAUAUAUGCAAGAUUUAGAAUUAAAAGUUCAAGAAUUAGAAGAAAUGAAAUUAAAAUAUCAAAAUUUAAGUAAUGAAAAUAUUCAAUUAAAAGAUUAUGUUAUGAUUUUACAAAGAAAAAUUAUUGAAUUAACUCAAGAUAAAGAUAAUGAUCAUCUGCUGCAACAAAAACAACAUCAUGAUACUAUAUCAAAUCCUUUUAUUCCUAAAUAA